Ceutorhynchus assimilis (cabbage seed weevil) is the source of this 2365-nucleotide messenger RNA. The record is from the annotation of a GenBank genome assembly. Lineage: Eukaryota; Metazoa; Arthropoda; Insecta; Coleoptera; Curculionidae.
CAAAAACUCUUCAGUAUUGAAUAUAGGUAGUGUUGAUUGAAAGUUGUGUGUGUAAUUAAAAUUUUAGCACAAGAACAGGGGCGGUACCUAGUUUCAACUUUUAUCGAAUUAUUGACUCACAAUUAUUAUUAAAAUUACACAGUAUGUUCCGAUUUUUAAGGAAUGUUAGAUCGAGAGUUUCUCUGCCGUGCUCUUUCCCCUCGUUAGUUCGAGGAUGAGAACGGUACGAUUUACUUGAUAUUGAUAAAGUAGACGUUUCACAAAUUUCUCUUUUCUUUUACAUAUCACAGCUUCCCUUAAAUUUCCCAAAUAUUUGCUAUGUCGGGCGCAUGUCCAGUAAGUAAAAUUGAGUAAGUUUCCACAACGUAGGUCCUAUUUGUUUUUCAUUUCAUUUUUCAGAAGAUUUGUUAUUUAAAAGGUAGGUAAUAAAAAUUCUCAUCGUUCAAUCUUACUGAGCGAACCCGGGUAUGUUAUAUUACACUAGACCACUUGGCACAAAUAACUUUAAUUAAUCCGAAAAUAUUUUCAACGCACUGGUAAUUAUGCCCUGCUGCGAUCCAGAUGAAUCUAUUUUUACCAAACGGCAAGCUAAAUUUACAUUUGGUCAGAUGUAAUCGAACUUCGGCCACUUUCCAAAACAAAUUUCAGUCCUGUAAAAACCAGAAGUUUCUCGACGGACGGGCAUUUUCCGUAAUUAUAAGUUGAGCCAAAUCAGUUUCGAAAACAUUCAGGUUUUAGAGUUUAAAUCAGACAAAAAUAUUUAGUAAAAUGGUUGAAAAGGAUUUGUUUGAUAUAGCGAAAAAUGACAAAGUGGGCAGAUACGCAGUUGCCAGUGAAAAUCUCAAAGCUGGAGACGUUAUAUUUGCCGAAGCUCCUUUCGCUUAUGGACCUAAAACAGACAGUCCAUGCUUAUGUUUGGGGUGUCACACUCCAGUGGAUUGCACCUACUUAUGCCCUACAUGCUUUUGGCCAUUAUGUGGACCAGAUUGUGGAAAUAUGAAAAUUCACAAGGAUAAUGAAUGCAAAAUUUUUUCGGAAGCAAAAAUUAAAUUUCAACCUGUCGAAGACCCCACUGAUGUGUGUGUGCAGUAUGAAUGCAUUACACCUUUAAGAGUUUUGCUAGAAAAAGACAGGAAUCCAAAAAGAUGGGAAGAAGAAGUGGCACCAAUGGAAGCUCACACGGAAGAGAGGAAAUCGAAACCAGUGUGGGAAUUCAACCAGCACAAUGUUGUAGAGUAUUUACGAGGACCUUCUAAAUUGGACAAAUUUUCUGAGGAAUUAAUUCACCAGGUUUGUGGUAUUCUGGAAAUCAACGCGUUUGAAGCCAGGACACCUAGCUGCUACACUAUCAGAUGCCUCUAUCCAAAACUGGCUAUAAUGUCUCACAGUUGCGUCUCUAAUAUUCACCAUGCAGUUGAUUGUCAAGCUAAUGGUGAUUUCAACGAUUGUGUUGUAACAGUUAGAGCAGCUGUAGAAGUACCAAAGGGAGGUGAACUGUUCAGCAGCUACACCUACUCUCUAUGGCCCACUCUAGUGCGUAGGCAAUUUCUAAGAGAAAGCAAAUAUUUCGAGUGCACUUGUCCAAGGUGUUCGGAUAAAACGGAACUCGAUACUCAUAUGAGCAGCCUAAAAUGUCAGAGAUGCGAUAACGGUAUCAUUAUGUCUUCUAAUCCUUUAGAUGAUUCUUGUGAAUGGAAAUGCCACUUAUGUGAUUACAAAACCAACGGAAGGGCAGUGAGAAAAGUUUUUGCUGCAAUCCAAAAUGAAAUUGAUCAAGUUGAGUAUGUAGGUGGGCCAGAAGGUAUUCAACAAAGAGAAACUAUUUUCAAAAAAUACAGAUCAGUUCUUCAUCCAAAAAACGCCUACAUGACAAUUCUACGAAGCGCUUUAACUCAACUAUAUGGAAAGGCAGAAGGUUACACCUUAGAAGACCUUCCAGAUAUAAUUCUAGAACGCAAAAUUGAGCUUUGCCAUCAACUAAUGGAAGUUUUGGAUGUAAUCGAGCCGGGUUUGUCAAGAAUCAGAGGAAUAACUCUCUACGAGCUUCACGGUCCGAUUAUGAUCCACUCCAGGCACAAUUACCAAUACGGCGCUCUGGACAAGGACGAUUUCAAAGCGAAAAUGCAGCAGGCAGUGGACACUUUGGGAAAAGCUGUGGAAAUUUUGAAAAACGAACCUGUGAGCCAACCGGAGGGUCAGCUAGGACUUAUGGCGCAAACCGCUUUUGAUCAAUUGAAGGAGAACUUUGAUAUGCUUAUUGAAACUGCAUGAAUUUUGUUUUUAGUGUAAAGAAUUUAGUGUUUUUUUUAAUAUACCUAAGUAUAUGAUUUUUGAACUGUUCUUGGUGUCUUUUUGAAAUAUUAUU